GCUUGCUAUCAUAACUUCCUUUCGGUUUUAGCUGUGCUUGGAGAGGAACACAUCAUCUUCAAACAUCUAUAGAAAAUGGGUCGUCGUCCCGCUAGAUGUUACCGGUAUUGUAAAAACAAGCCGUAUCCUAAGUCACGGUUUUGUCGUGGUGUACCUGACCCGAAAAUUCGAAUUUUCGAUUUAGGCAGGAAGAAGGCCACUGUUGAGGACUUUCCACUAUGUGUCCAUUUGGUUUCCGAUGAAUAUGAGCAAUUGAGCAGCGAAGCUCUCGAAGCUGGCCGCAUUUGCUGUAAUAAGUAUCUCGUGAAGUAUUGUGGAAAAGAUCAAUUUCACAUCCGAAUGCGUUUGCAUCCAUUUCAUGUCAUUCGCAUAAAUAAAAUGUUGUCUUGUGCUGGAGCUGAUAGGCUUCAAACUGGUAUGAGAGGUGCUUUUGGUAAGCCGCAGGGCACUGUUGCUCGCGUCAGAAUUGGCCAACCAAUUAUGUCAGUGCGUUCCAGUGACAGGUACAAGGCACAAGUUGUAGAAGCAUUGCGUCGUGCUAAGUUCAAAUUUCCUGGUCGCCAAAAGAUCUACGUAUCCAAAAAGUGGGGUUUUACCAAGUACGAUCGGGAGCGCUAUGAAGAACUCCGUGAUGAUAAUCGCCUUGAACAGGAUGGAUGUAAUGUGAAAUACCGGCCUGAACAUGGUCCAAUAGCCGCUUGGGAAAAGGCGCAACGUGAAGUUUAUGCUUAAACCAAUAAUAAACAUCAAAGGAUAAAUGUCCGUACAGCAUA
Drosophila novamexicana is the source of this 773-nucleotide messenger RNA. It is a transcript of the gene RpL10, whose product is annotated as 60S ribosomal protein L10. The record is from RefSeq and is a predicted model, not a curated record. The transcript is spliced from 5 exons. Gene Ontology annotation, molecular function: structural constituent of ribosome. Bases 76 to 732 code for a protein of 218 amino acids. Gene Ontology annotation, cellular component: ribosome; cytosolic large ribosomal subunit. NCBI's taxonomy places the organism in Eukaryota, Metazoa, Arthropoda, Insecta, Diptera, Drosophilidae. Gene Ontology annotation, biological process: translation; ribosomal large subunit assembly.